ACAGUAUCCCCAACUUCCCAAAUCCGCGUGUUGAGAAAAUUCCCUAACCUCGUUCACUUUUGAAACCGCGUGGCUGAGCACCAGGUAAAUUCUGGUUCAGCGCUGGUCAACUUUUGGAAAUAAGUUGAUUAUCUCGACCAGAAAGUUAUCAAAAAAUGGCAUCUGCUAUCAAAGAGGUUAACCCCGAAAAACCCGGCCAGGAUGCGCCCCCAAUCCACCACAUCCGGAUCACCCUAACAUCCCGAAACGUCCGUUCGCUUGAAAAAGUCUGUUCGGACUUAAUUGACGCCGCCAAGAAGCAAAAAUUGCGCGUCAAGGGGCCAGUCCGCAUGCCAACCAAGAUCUUGCGGAUCACCACCAGGAAAACGCCCUGUGGUGAAGGUUCCAAGACCUGGGACCGAUUCCAGAUGAGGAUUCACAAGAGGGUCAUCGAUUUGCACUCCCCCUCUGAAAUCGUCAAACAGAUCACCUCAAUCAACAUUGAGCCCGGCGUGGAGGUUGAAGUAACCAUUGCAGAUGCCUAAUUGUUAAAACGUUUUUUAUAAGAACUAAAUAAAACUGCAAUGAA
Tribolium castaneum (red flour beetle) is the source of this 568-nucleotide messenger RNA. RefSeq names its product Ribosomal protein S20 (gene RpS20). Gene Ontology annotation, molecular function: structural constituent of ribosome. Gene Ontology annotation, biological process: translation. Gene Ontology annotation, cellular component: cytosolic small ribosomal subunit; ribosome. The record is from RefSeq and is a predicted model, not a curated record. The coding region runs from base 156 to 524 and encodes 122 amino acids. The transcript is spliced from 2 exons. Lineage: Eukaryota; Metazoa; Arthropoda; Insecta; Coleoptera; Tenebrionidae.